This is a messenger RNA of Centrocercus urophasianus (Greater sage-grouse), 1568 nucleotides long. RefSeq names its product FAD dependent oxidoreductase domain containing 1 (gene FOXRED1). The transcript is spliced from 11 exons. The record is from RefSeq and is a predicted model, not a curated record. Gene Ontology annotation, cellular component: cytoplasm. The coding region runs from base 1 to 1497 and encodes 498 amino acids. Gene Ontology annotation, molecular function: oxidoreductase activity. NCBI's taxonomy places the organism in Eukaryota, Metazoa, Chordata, Aves, Galliformes, Phasianidae.
AUGCUGCGCGCGGUGCGAGGGGGGCGCGCGUUGUGGGGGGGCUCCGGGAAGGGCAGCGGGGGGGCGAAGCUGGGCCGCACCCUGCGCACCGCCACCCCGCAGCGCUCCGACGUCUUCCGCGAGCUGGGGCUGAGGCUGUCCCACCUGGGGCAGACACUGCGGAGCCAGCUGCCAGAGUCAGAGGGGGCCUGGAACCCAUUGCACUCCCACCAGAACUGCCCCCCACCCCCAGAGCGAGCAGAUGUGGUGGUGGCAGGGGGGGGCGUGCUGGGCUGGUCGGUUGCCUACUGGCUGAAGACACUGGAGAACAGGCGGCAUGGCAUGCGGGUGGUGGUGGUGGAGCGAGACCCCACGUAUUCCCAGGCUUCCACUGUGCUGUCUGUGGGGGGCAUCCGGCAGCAAUUCUCCCUGCCUGAAAACAUCCGCCUGUCUCUGCAAUCUGCCGCCUUUCUCCGUACUAUCAACGAACACCUGUGGGUGCCCAACGAGCCCCCCAUCGACCUUCAGUUCCAGCCCUCGGGAUACCUUUUCUUGGCGUCUGAGCGUGGCGCUGCCACCCUGGAGGCUGGCGUCAAGGUGCAGAGGGAAGAGGGCGCCAAGGUGGUCCUGCUGUCCCCUAGUCAGCUGAAGGCCAAGUUCCCAUGGAUAAACACAGAGAAUGUGGCCGUGGCGUCCUACGGGCUGGAGAACGAGGGCUGGUUUGACCCUUGGUCCCUCCUCAACGCCUUCCGAAGGAAAGCCAUGUCCCUGGGCGUCUACAGCUGCGUCGGAGAGGUGACAUCUUUUGUGGUGGACACCGCAGACAACACACCAGGCAUGCUGCAGGGCGUUGGCCGUGUGAAAUAUGUUAAUGUGCGCCUUCCCGACAGCCCGGAGCAGCAGCCCGUCUCCUGUGCCAUUGUGGUGCUCGCCGCCGGCGCCUGGACUGGGAAACUGCUGGACUCGGCCACGGCCGGGCUGCGGGGCAGCCUCGCGUUGAGCCCCCUCCCCAUAGAGCCCCGCAAGAGGUACGUGUAUGUGUGGCACUGCCCUGGCGGGCCGGGCCUGGAGACGCCAUUCGUCAUUGACUCUUCGGGAGCCUAUUUCCGGCGCGAAGGCAUUGCUGGCAACUACCUGGGGAGCAUGAGCCCACUAGAGGGCCGUGAGCCGGACGCAGGAAACCUGGAGGUGGAUCACGACUUCUUCCAGGAGGAGGUGUGGCCGCGGCUGGCGCACCGCGUGCCCGCCUUCCAGACACUGAAGGUGAAGAGCGCGUGGGCUGGCUACUACGACUACAACACCUUCGACCAGAACGGAGUGCUGGGCUCACACCCGCAGCUGCGGAACGUCUUUGUGCUGGCGGGGUUCAGCGGGCACGGCCUGCAGCAGUCCCCUGCUGCUGGGAAGGCGGCUGCUGAGCUGCUGCUGCACGGCUCCUGCAUGGCUGUGGAUGUCAGCAGGCUGGCACCUGGGCGGCUGUGGGGCAGUGAGCCUCUGCUGGAGGCGGCCAUCGUUUGAGCGGGAGCACCACAGUGUGGGUGCUGGGGGUGGGGGGCAGUGCUGCUACGGUAAUAAAGGGAUGGAGUGUG